Etheostoma spectabile (orangethroat darter) is the source of this 4991-nucleotide messenger RNA. RefSeq names its product dual specificity phosphatase 8a (gene dusp8a). Gene Ontology annotation, biological process: negative regulation of MAPK cascade; peptidyl-tyrosine dephosphorylation. The transcript has 7 exons. Gene Ontology annotation, molecular function: protein tyrosine/threonine phosphatase activity; MAP kinase tyrosine/serine/threonine phosphatase activity; MAP kinase tyrosine phosphatase activity. The record is from RefSeq and is a predicted model, not a curated record. Gene Ontology annotation, cellular component: cytoplasm. Lineage: Eukaryota; Metazoa; Chordata; Actinopteri; Perciformes; Percidae. The coding region runs from base 488 to 2530 and encodes 680 amino acids.
CCCCAACACACACACACACACACACACACACACACACCACACACACUAAUCGUUUUAGCUAAUACCUAGCCUAGCAAAGCUAAUCUAUUCCUCCACGAGCUGACCGUAUCUCGGUCAGUUAAACGGCGGAAGGAAGGCUGUCACCGCGCCUUCAUGUCUUGUUUGUCCCUGGCGCUGUCACCCGCUGUCAGCUGCACUGUCCCCCGUCACACAGCCAGGUAAACACCGGCCAGCCCCAUGAAGACACCGCGGCUGUCCCCUCACACAUGGAGACCAGCUAAAUAACCCAGGAGCUUCGUGGAGUCCGAGGCACCAUGGAUCUCUCAGCGCCUGCUUCGGUGGUAGUCCUCCUCCACUGACCUCCCCUCCUCCUCCCCAUCUCUUCCUCCACCUUUCCCUCUCUCAUCCACUCCUCUUUCUCCACGCCCCAUCCCUCACCACCCUCGUGUCUGUGACCCAGGGGUGACCACUCUGCACCUCGUACAUCAUGGCAGGGGAGAAAGGGCCGACUAAGCGGAGCGCCAUGGACAUCAAGCGCCUGGCCAGCCUGAUCCAGAGAGGAACGGGCCGUUUGCUGGUGAUUGACAGCCGGACGUUUUCCGAGUACAAUGCGUCGCACGUGCAAGGCGCGGUCAACGUCUGCUGCUCCAAGCUGGUGAAGAGGCGACUGCAGCAGGACAAGGUGUCUGUCACCGAGCUGUUGCAACCCAACGGCAAGGUGAAGGUGGAGCUGGGCAGGAAGCAGGAAGUGGUGGUUUACGACCAGAGUUCCAAAGAAGCAGGGCACCUGUCCAAAGAUGGCUUUGUGCACAUCCUGAUGGGGAAGUUGGAAGGCACCUUUUACAAAGUCUCCCUGCUCACUGGAGGUUUUGCUGCUUUUACCUCCUGUUUCCCCGGCCUGUGUGAAGGGAAGCCUGCCAAUUCUCUACCUAUGAGCUUGUCCCAGCCCUGCUUGCCUGUGGCUAAUGUAGGGCCCACUCGCAUCCUGCCACACCUCUACCUGGGGUCACAGAAGGACGUCCUCAACAAGGAUCUGAUGGCUCAGAAUGGUAUCACCUAUGUGCUGAAUGCCAGCAACACCUGCCCCAAGCCAGACUUCAUCAGCGAGAGCCACUUCAUGCGCAUCCCAGUCAAUGACAACUACUGCGAGAAAUUGCUUCCCUGGCUGGACAAAACUAAUGAAUUCAUAGACAAAGCUAAGGUGUCAAACUGCAGAGUCAUUGUGCACUGCCUGGCUGGAAUCUCACGUUCAGCAACCAUCGCCAUCGCAUACAUCAUGAAGACAAUGGGCUUGUCAUCAGAUGAUGCCUACAGGUUUGUUAAGGACCGAAGGCCGUCCAUAUCCCCCAACUUCAACUUCCUGGGUCAGCUUCUGGAGUUUGAGAAGGGCCUGCAAUUACUGCAAGCUUUAACGUCAACCACUGAUGACAAGAUCUCUGAAAACAAAAGCUCAGAAGUUAAUGGAGGUUUCGAGAUGAAUGGUCACCACAGCAACUAUGACUCAUCGGUGGCAGACCAACACAUCCCACCAGAACCCAAGGUGCCAUCACCCACCUCCCUUCAGCAAGGCUUCAACGGCCUACACCUCUCCGCAGAGCGAAUCAUGGACACUAACCGGCUUAAACGCUCCUUCUCCCUGGACAUUAAGUCGGUCUACUCCCCCAGUACCCCCUGCCCCAGCCUGGCACCCACACACUCUGAAGACGUCCCCAAGCUGUGCAAGCUUGACAGCCCAGGAACAGGCACUUCCAAUGGUGUCUGCUCCCAGUCUCCCGUCCUAGACAGCCCCGGCUCCGCCGAUUCACCGUUUCCCUCACCAGGCAGCGGGGGCAGCAUUGGAGGUUUGGGUCCAGUCCAUCGGUCUGGUUCUUCCUCAUCCAGACCCAGGAGAAAACCCAAGCAUUGCUCCGGCAGUUCCCCAGCCCACUCCCAACCACACCACCCUCCACAGUCCCUCAGCUUGUCGUUGGACCACAAGAGCCCCAGCGUGGCCGAGAAUCUAAAAGGCUCCCUGCUUCUCUCACUACCUUCCCUUCCCACCAUGGGGUCUGAGGCCAUGUGGACCAAACACAGAGACACUGUCCAGGCCACCACUCCCGUCACACCCGUCACCCCCACCACAGAUGCUCCCUGGCACUUUGGGGCAGUGGAGGGCGGUGAGGGAGAGAUGGAGCUGGGAGGAGGAGGGGGUGGAGGAGGAGAGGAGUCGUCGGUAAGGUUUGGGAGUAGCUCGGCGUAUAUGGCGUUCGGGUGCAGCGAAGGUGUGCGGUUACGAGACAAAUCCCAGAGGGAGAAGCCCUCAUCGCCCCAGACCCGUAGAGACCACCGGGACUCUACGUCGUCGACCACAGUGACCCUGUCCAACAGUGCAAACAACAGCGGGCCUGCAUCAGAGAAGCAGUUCAAGCGGCGCAGCUGUCAGAUGGAGUUUGAGGAGGGCAUCUCCGAGACCCGAUCCCGGGAAGAACUGGGGAAGAUUGGGAAGCAGUCCAGCUUCUCUGGGAGCAUGGAGAUCAUUGAGGUAUCCUGACAGAUAAUGAAUAUGAUCAGGGCUGUCCCUUGGGGGCCCAAAUGGACCUGGUUAGAGGGAGUGCAAAAGGAGGACAUAUGACAGGGAGCAGAAGAGGCUCAUUUUGUGCUCCCCUCACAGACAGUGUUAAAGACUCCAACUGAGAAGGACAAAUAUAUACUCAAGCAAAGAAUUAAUGUGAAAAGGUUAGCAGGAAAAUUAGCAUUCGCACCUGAGACGGAGCCUGUGAUGUUAUCCUUAGCCAUCCUGAACUCUCAUACAAAUCUGAAUAAAAGUCUGGGGGAGGGAGGGGUUAAGGGUGUGACUGUAGGUACUGAAACUCUUAAUUUUUCGGAGCUCUGUGAGAGAUAAAAAGAAGUGACCCAGGACAAGUGUCAUGUUGCAUCCUUACUAUAUAGAAUAUCCCUAUUUUGACAGAGUUUGGACACAAAAUGCUUGCCUGCGGUAAAAUGUAGUGUACUUCAGUGGGUGUAUAACUUGUGAUUUGAACCAAGUCCCAUGUUUCCUCCUAAAGCUUCACCCAUGUGUCCGAAAGCCUCAAAACCUUGCACGGCUACGUCCAGCCACCCCCCCCCCCCCACCCCCCUUGUCCCAGUGGCUCUGCCUGCUACAAACUCUGCUUAGCAACUCCUUAACAGUACCGUCUCAUCACAUCACACAGCACAAGGGAGAGAGAUCCCAAGGACUUCAUCUAAAAGCGGUACUGUAUCCAAACAAUGAAGGAUCCCCAGCAUUUCCUUGCUGAAAAGACUUUUAAAGACUCGUAGCAGCAGGCAGUGUUCCCCCCCCCCACCGUCCUCUUAAAGCACAGUGUGUCCUUCCUGACUUUGGCUCCCGUGUUUUCAGUGUUAACAGCGUGAUGGGGCCGAGGUUUUAGGAUUGCGGCGGGGCCCUUCAGCUCCGCCAUAGACGCACCCCCCCAUCCCCAUUGCUCCCAGUCACGAUGUAUGGUCACCACUGAGCAUGCACCAGAGAGGCUGACUCCAGACAGACAAAUACUAUAUAUACAAUAUGAAUACAUAUAGCAAUUUUAAUGGACUUUUUUUGUUCAGUUAUAGUUUUAAUUUAUUGUAUUGGUUCAUUCUGGUAAUGAUAAAUAAUAUAAUGUUUUGUGGAUUUAUUUCUUUUGUUGAAUUAUUAUUAUUAUUAUUAUUAUUAUUAUUUGCUGUAUGGUAUUUAUGAGCACACACUCAAACAAAUACACACAUUCAACAAAUUCAAGCAAUAUGUGCCGUUCCUUCUUUGGAGAGUGAUGUAUGACUUUGAAAUGCACUUUUUCAGCGUUCUAGUAACCGAGUAGAGUUCCCCCUCACACCCAUGGCAACAAGAUAUUUGGAAAGCAAGGUCUUAAGAUUUGAUAGUACACAUAUAGAGCCUCUGUUUCAUAUUUGGACGAUGGCACAGACAUCCCACUGAAACAGGAUGAGCGUACACUCCUGAUUUUGUCCCAGUUGAGGGCUCAAGGGUUUUGACCGUGUGCUGAGGAAGACAAAGUAGUUCCAUACACUGAUCACUCAUUACGAGUAAAACAACUAUAUGCAGACAAAUGCGUACUCUUCAACAGGUUUGAGAUUUAUAGACUCGCCCUAGAGUCCUCUCCGAGCCAGCACCAGUUCUCCAUCAUCAUAGCGCGUCCCACCAAAGCUGAACCAACACACACACACACACGCCCUAUACUGUAUGCACUUAUACUUCUUUUCAAAUAUUCAAAGCCUAGGCCCUACACACACCCUUUUUUUUUCUCAUUCUCAGGGGAUCUUUCAGUGAGCCAAGCCCCGGCCCAGGGUACAGAUACAGCUGCUGGUACAUCAGCACAAUCCACGUCCUCGCUUUCCCCCUCUCUGUCUUUUUUUUUUGCUCUUAUUUUCCAAAGCUUUGAUGAAAACGGCGUAACGAAACAGAAUGAAAGUAAAGCGGAUCUUCAUAUCUUGAGGUGAAAGAAAUUGAAAACGUUGCUCUCCUGGUGCGAGAUGGUUCAAAUGUAAAUGUAAAAAUGUGUUUCUUUUUUUAAAUUUAAAUUUUUUUCUUCGACCCUCGAUUCACUUUUCUCUAUGGUGAUCUCUGACCUUUGACCCUGGGCUGCUUCAGCAACAGUAAGUCCCCCCCCCCCCCCCCCCCCAGACUCAAGCAACCUCUCCUCUCCUCACCCUCCUCCUCAUAUUUUUAAGAAAUGUUCUUAGAAUUAUUUAUGACUUGUAACAAAGACGAUGCAGGCUGUCCCAUUUGCUAAAUCGUUGUUAUCGGAAUAUUAUAUUGUUAUUAUUAUGAUUAUUAUUAUGUUGUUGUGUAAAUAGCAACUCAUCUAAGAACACUGAUGAAUUUAGAUGAGUUUUUGAAAAGAAAAUCCUGAUACCUUAGGCUGCUUGAUGCAAAAAUACCUCAGGUUCUAUUGAAAGGCUUUUCCUUCCCCUGUACAUGUUUUGUGAAGAUGAGACAAAAAUACAGACAUGACAAAAUACAA